AGUACGACUUACCUAGACACGUCAUACUUCAUCAGCUGCCAAAACCAGAAGAUGGAAAAUAUUGACCGUUUCUUAUGUAAAAUAUUAACAUUUCAGAUUAGGAACCAGUCAGUUUGCAGGUUUGCAAGAUGAGUGCAGGACCAUUAGUAAUUGAAGUGAUUUGUACUUGCUGCUUGGCAGCUUUCUUGUUGCAUCGAUAUGGGGAUCUCAGAAAGCAGAAUAUUUUGACAACUUUAAUAACAUUCAUCGCUUGGUACUUUUCAUUUCUGAUCAUAUUUGUACUGCCACUGGAUGUCUCUUCUACAUUUUAUCGACAAUGCUUGAAAGACAAAGCCCCAAGAAUUCUUACAACAACAACUCCCAAAUUUUUAAAUGUAACGACAACAGCAGAUGGAAACACAUCAGCAACUUCUGCAUCUUCCACACCUGCUGUACAGAGCCUUGGUCAAGUUCAUGUUUCUCCAUGUGAAAUCCCACUCAGCCAUGUUCCAGAAAAUGUUUUACCCACUCUGUGGCAAGUGGUUUAUUGGACAUCACAACUGUUAACAUGGAUAAUUUUACCACUCAUGCAGUCCUAUUCCACAGCUGGUGACUUCACCGUGGCUGGCAAGAUUAAGACUGCUCUGAUAGAAAACGCCAUAUACUACGGUUCUUAUUUACUGAUAUUUGGAGUGUGCUUGAUUUAUGUUGUUGCCAAAGCAGAUCUCCAAGUUGAUGCAGAAAGAUUAAAAGUUAUAGGAAUAACAGCCAGCAAUACCUGGGGUCUCUUUCUGUUGAUUCUGUUGCUUGGUUAUGGUUUGGUGGAGGUACCUAGAUCUGUGUACAACAGCUGUAAAAAGGGAUUCGUCCUGUCCAAAACAUAUUUCAAGAUCUCCAAACUCAGCACUGAUAAAACAGAAGCCGAUGAAGCUUUGGAAGAUGUCUUGGAUGAGAUCAAAAAGGUUUCAGAGAAGAUCAAGUAUAACCACCCUUUGAGGAAGCAUGUUGAUACAAUUUUACUAAAGUGUCCCGAGACAAUGCGUCAUGCUGUUAAACAGAAUAAUGAUGACUACGAAGAUUACAAUAGGAGCAGUGUUGACAUUCCUAAUGAAAAAACACUUGUGAGACUCCACAAGCGAGUCAUUCGGGACUCCCAAAAUCACCAUCGCACACAUGCCCAGUGGAACUCACUGAUGCAAAAAGCCAUCGCUUUGGAAGAUGUGGAGAAGAACGAACAGAGUGCAGUUCAUAAAUUCCAGAGAUCACAACAUUCCGCCUCAGCAUUGCCAGCUUUUGUACGCAUUGUGUACACGCCUGCAGUAGAGUGGUACUGGCGGUGUAAGGUCUAUUUCUGGCUGAUGAGGGUGUGUGGUAUCCUUCUUGCCAUCAUGACCUUUAUGGUGGUGUGGUCAGAAUGCCUCUUCUUUGUCAAGGACCCUGUCCUUUCACUGUUUGCUGUCUUCAUCAAUGCUGCAAAACAUAACUAUGAUUAUGUUUUUAUAGAGUUGUCAUCCAUUUUAAUUAUUGCCUACCUCUGCUUCUGUGCGUACUACAGCGUGUUCCAGAUUCGAAUACUCAACUUGUACUACAUAGCACCACACCAUCAGACUGAUGAAUUCAGUCUCAUGUUUACUGGCAUGAUGCUGUGUAGAUUGACCCCGCCCAUGUGUUUGAAUUUCCUGGGACUGAUUCAUCUUGACAGCCAUAUCACAAAGGAGGAUAAUCUGGAGGAAACAUCAUACACACAGAUCAUGGGCCACAUGGAUGUAAUAUCAUUUAUCUCGGAUGGCUUUAACAUUUACUUUCCUAUGAUACUAGUCCUGUUGUGUAUCUGUACGUUCUUCAGCCUGGGGAGUCGAAUCCUCCAUUUUCUGGGGGUCCAGCAGUUUAUCGGGGAUGAUGACAUGACCCAGGAACUGGUGGAUGAGGGGAGACAGAUUGUACAGAGAGAGAAGAGGAGUCGAGAUAGAAAACUUGACAGUGCAGAGAGAAGGCGUGAGUGGACAGAAAGAUUUGGAACAACUUCCCAGUCUUCGGACCGAAUCAUUGGAUCCAGAGCCGACAGAGAAAGAGAGAGGGAGCGGGAAACCUUGGCAAGGAGCCCGGAUGACAAUGAUAAAACUGAGCUGCUGAAGGAAGCAGAACCUAUAGACUACACAGGUGAACUGCCAAGCACAGCCGACCCAUUUAGUUCAGGGUCUGAUAUUUCACAAGGAUAUCAGAGGGCCUCAUCACUUAGAUCCAGCAGGUUUAGUUCAAGGACUUCUGGUGCACCCCCAAGGGGAAUAUUUGAUGAUGUAUGACAUAUGUCAAAAUAGGGAAAAAUUUAAUAUUCACUGCACAUGUGUUUACUAUUAGAUGUAUUAAAAUUAUAUUAAGUAUUUAAGGUAAUAUAUUUGAGAGCAAUGCUUCUGUAAGUAGAAAUAGAUGUACAGGGUAUAAAUACUCUGGUAACACCGCUGUUAGUUGUCCAAGAAUGGAAACCAAAGAAAAUGGUCUGAAUCUCAUAUUAAGAAGCUUUAGAACAUCUUUAUUUGUUGAUGUUGAAGAUAAUUGAAAGUUAUCACUCAAACAUUUUUCAUAUAAAAAAGAAGGUAUACACAUUUUGCAUUAAGCACUGUGAUUCUUUUAUUUAAUUUGUUUGAAAACUUUUUCUAGUCAGUUUGUGUAAUAGAAAUGUGAGUUUUUAGCACAAUGUUUAAGCAUUUAUUGUAACAACUUUCAAGGUAAUUUAAAAUCUGAGUUUGGUUGGUAGGGCAUUAUUUGGGGAAAAAUUGCUUUGGAGGGAAAUUUAAAAUAAGAUGGCAUACUUGUAAUACAUGUACUAGCUGUUUUACAUUGUAUAUUUAAGUAUAGACUUUAGAUUAUGCAUACAUGAGUAAAUCAGGGAAAAUAAUGGGAAUAUUAAUGAAAUGCAAUUUGUUGUUUUGGGAUGUUUGUGAUGAUUCUUGUAGCAUUCCCCAUGUUUUACAUGUUAUGAGCAAUAGAAAUUUCAUAUGUUGUGAAGAUGUGGUAAUUUACUUACAUUGUUACAUGUCCAUGUACUUAUUCUGCACAAUUUUACCUUUAUG
Saccostrea cuccullata (small rock oyster) is the source of this 3050-nucleotide messenger RNA. Its product is annotated as G-protein coupled receptor-associated protein LMBRD2-like. Lineage: Eukaryota; Metazoa; Mollusca; Bivalvia; Ostreida; Ostreidae. The transcript is spliced from 13 exons. The coding region runs from base 129 to 2282 and encodes 717 amino acids. The record is from RefSeq and is a predicted model, not a curated record. Gene Ontology annotation, cellular component: membrane.